Messenger RNA from Silurus meridionalis, 1513 nucleotides. It is a transcript of the gene chmp1a, whose product is annotated as charged multivesicular body protein 1A. NCBI's taxonomy places the organism in Eukaryota, Metazoa, Chordata, Actinopteri, Siluriformes, Siluridae. The transcript is spliced from 7 exons. Gene Ontology annotation, biological process: late endosome to vacuole transport; endosome transport via multivesicular body sorting pathway; protein transport. The coding region runs from base 133 to 729 and encodes 198 amino acids. The record is from RefSeq and is a predicted model, not a curated record. Gene Ontology annotation, cellular component: ESCRT III complex; multivesicular body.
UCACUUCCGGGUUCCGGCUCGGCUGGAUGACGCAAGGUCAUGUGAUCUGAUGAAAGCCGGAGAAGGCGGAAGUGUUCAGACUGCGGCUGAGGUUCGGAAAUAAACACAGCGCUGUGAAUCCCGGAUACAGACAUGGACGACACUCUGUUCCAGUUAAAGUUCACGGCAAAGCAGUUGGAGAGACUGGCGAAGAAAGCAGAGAAGGAUUCGAAGGCUGAGCAGUCGAAAGUUAAAAAGGCUCUCCAGCAGAAGAAUGUGGACUGUGCACGUGUGUAUGCAGAGAAUGCCAUCCGUAAGAAGAAUGAGGGAGUGAACUGGCUGCGUAUGGCGUCACGUGUCGAUGCUGUGGCCUCUAAAGUCCAAACCGCUGUCACCAUGAAGGGGGUGACUAAGAACAUGACCCAGGUGACCAAGGCUCUGGAUAAAGCUCUGAACUCCAUGGACCUGCAGAAGGUAUCAGCAGUCAUGGACAAGUUUGAGAGUCAGGUCCAGAAUCUGGAUGUACACACUUCAGUAAUGGAGGACUCAAUGAGCUCUGCUACCACCCUGACGACGCCUCAGCAGCAAGUUGACGAUCUGAUCGUGCAGAUUGCAGAGGAGAGCGGCUUGGAGGUGAUGGAUCAGCUCAAUGAACUUCCUGCUGGAGCUUCUGCUCUCGGAGAGAGUUCUGUCAGAACACAGGAUAGAGAGGACCAGCUGUCCCGCAGGUUGGCAGCUCUGAGGAACUGAUCAUCACUGGCCUGUUCCUGAAGAACUGGGGACGAUGGAGAAAGAGGAUGAAGUGAGGAUGGAGAGAUGAAGAAAGCCACUGAUGGACUCCAGUUCUUAUUCUGGACUUGACAGGCCAAAGAUCAUUUUUAUCCCUGCCACAAGAUCAAAACACACCCACACACACACACACACACACACACACACACACACACACACAGUAGUUCUCAGUUGAAUCGGUGCAGUAGGGGAGUGUAACAGGUUGUGUAGUGGUGAUAUGAGAGCUGUAACUUCACUAAUCAACACUAAUAAAGUGAGCUAGAAUACAGAUAAUAAGCUCCACCCCUUACACACACACACACACACACGUGUGCUGGAUUGUAUGAGCAUGGUGUUAAAGCUUGUAGUUUUUAUUCAGCCUUACUGCACUGCACACACUGUUCCUCUUCCAUCUCAUUUAUUUCCCUCCUCCUCCUCAGUGCCUGAAUCAGAUGGUAGAGUGUACAGCCCACUCUGCACCAUGGCAUUGUGGGUAACAGAGACCUGGCAUCAGUGCAGUGCUCUCUCUCUCUCUCUGUCUCUCUCUCUCUCUCUCUCUCUCUCUCUCUCUCUCUCUCUCUCUCUGUCUCUCUCUCUCUCUCUCUCUCUCUCUCUCUCUCUGUCUCUCUCUCUCUGUCUCUCUCUCUCUCUCUCUCUCUCUCUCUCGGUUGUCUGUAGGUGUUUUUAUUCGUUAUUUAUACGCUGAUGCUUUUCUCUUUUGGUUUUGUACAGUUACUGUGAUGGGAAUAAAAUGUCUCUGAUAACA